This is a messenger RNA of Penicillium taxi, 1458 nucleotides long. RefSeq names its product RING finger domain protein. Lineage: Eukaryota; Fungi; Ascomycota; Eurotiomycetes; Eurotiales; Aspergillaceae. The record is from RefSeq and is a predicted model, not a curated record. Gene Ontology annotation, molecular function: zinc ion binding. The transcript has a single exon. The coding region runs from base 1 to 1458 and encodes 485 amino acids.
AUGGAGUCCCUCUCAGGUAGCUUCUCCACCGGGCGAACAAGAUCGUCUGAUGCUGUUCCAUCCACCACCCCCACCGCAGCCUCUGAAACCCCGGUAGAGUCAAUAGAAGACGCAGAGGCCGUUCUGAAUAACGGCACUUCCACUAUGACGGCGGCAGAUGUUACCGACAAAGCCAUCGGACCCUCAAACCCUGUUGCCACAAGUGAAGAAGACCUGCGCAAGUGUUGGAUUUGCUACACCGAUGAGAGUGAGGACUCACCACUCAAUUCAGAAUGGCGAUCUCCAUGUCCAUGCGCUUUGACAGCGCAUGAGGCAUGUCUGCUUGACUGGUUGGCAGAUUUGGAGAAUCCUCGGUCACGCAAGAGUAACGGCAGCGUCGCAAAGAUGCAGUGCCCGCAGUGCAAGUCAGAAAUCAUCGUGAAUCGACCGAGAAACUAUAUUGUUGAUAUUUUGAGCUUAAUGCAGAGGGUAACGGGUCGAAUGGUUCUUCCUGGAAUAGUUUUCACCGUGGCUGGUACGGUAUGGGCUGGUUGCUGUGCGCAUGGAGCUUACUCCAUGUACCUCGUGUUUGGCCCAGAGCACGCCAAGCGCAUUUUAGAGGAUAGUAUCGAUGGCCAGGCACCUGGCUUGAACCUCGGUCUGCCUCUCAUUCCGCUAGUCUUAAUAUUCUCUCGUACGCGUUUCGCCGAGGGCCUCCUCCCAGUCAUUCCUGUUUUAUUUUUUGCCGCGACGCACAACCCCAUCCAGGAGGCCGAUCUUUGGCCCCCAGCUCCUGCAAUGACAUUCGCCGCUCUGCCAUAUGCUAAGAGCUUCUACAGCGCACUCUACGACCGCAUUUUCGGCAAGUUAGAGAAAAAGUGGAUCGCGGAGGUACAGCCUCGUACUACAGAAGAAAUAGACGAAGUACUGCGACAGGACCAAGCGGAGGGACUUAACCGAUUUGGUGAAAAUAUGAAUGGUCAACUUCUCAUGGAGAUCGAUCUUGAAGUACAGGUAGGAAUGGGCAAUGACGACCAGUUACCAGCUGCUCAAGCUCUUCCUGCCGGCGACAACGAAAACGACGCUGACGAAGCGGCUCAGGAUGGACAAGUACAAGGGCAGAAUGACGGAGCCUUUGGCCUAGGGCGACGACCAAACGCAAUUAUCCAUGAUACUGGUAAUAUCGCAGACACUAUACUUAGCGCACUUGUAUUCCCCGCAAUUUCGGCUUCCAUGGGUGGGAUUUUGAAAUACUUUCUUCCCAAUUCAUGGACUACUCCAUCCUCAGUUCUAGAUCGGAGUCGCCCUGGUCUCUUGCAGACCCGCUGGGGCCGCAGUGUUGUCGGUGGCUGUGCCUUUGUAUUGCUGAAAGACGCAAUUCUUCUAUAUUGCCGGUGGAAACUGGCUCAAAACCACCGACGACGCAAGGUGCUGAACUAUGACCGCACGAAAAAGCGUGGUGCAAAGCGCCGCAGUUGA